CCACAGUCCUGCUUCUCCUCAAGCAACACCCCAGCUCUGUUUUUCUCUCCUUCUAAUUAAUUAACUGUAUGCAUCUGCAGGGGACACCUGCUGAAAAGCUCUUUUCUUUCUGUCUUUUUUUUUUUUGUUGUUGUUGUUGGCCAGAUUCUUCUUUCCUCCUCAGCAGGAAAUCUGGAUCCAUUUAGUAGGUGUGAGUCACACGGCAGUCGGUCUGAGGUGAUGAAUUACCGUGCUGCCUGCGGAGCUGGACCCGGGCCCUAUAAUCUGAGAGAACAGUGAGGGAAGAGAAAGGAAAGGUAGGGAGAGAGAAAGAGAGAGAGGGAAAGAGGGAGGGAGGAAGUACACAAGGGAGGAGAGAGAGAAACAGAGAGAGAGAGAGAGAGAGAGAGAAAGAGAAUCCGUGCCUACUUUGUAGUUGCCUACAGACACCUGAGAGGUGAGAAACCAGACCGGGCCGGUGGAGCUGGGGCUCAUUAAAUGACUGGGCUGGGGGUUCAGAGGGUCGUUCCUGGCGUUGCUCUCUCUGUCUUCCGGACUGCUCACUCCCGAUCGCUUUAUUUCAGCCUGCAGAUGCCGACAGAUGUGCCCGAAGACAGGCUCAGCGUCGAGGAGAAUGCGGCCAAGUGUGACAGCAUGACUCUGCCCAGCACCCCCACGGUCCGCAGAGGAAGCACCCCUCUGCCGAUAAAGCACCAGCUCAGACGAGAAGAAGCUGUCCACGAUGACGUGGACUGGGCCUCGGGAGCCGCCGGGCCUUCCCCCUCGCCGCUCGGCUUCAGCCCGGCCCUGGACGACCCUCCCAUCGUCUCCGUGGAGGGCAGGAAGGACGGGCCGCUGCGCGUCGCCCUGCUGGGUCAGAACGGAGUCGGGAAGUCCUCCCUGGCUCUCGCCUUCGCCGGCGACAUGGACCGGGCCGCGUCGGUGGAUUCUGAUGGGGAGGGCUACGUGCGCACAGUCAGUGUGGACGACGAGGAGAGCACCAUCGUUAUCUAUGACAACUGGAGACAGGACCUGUCGGCUCUCCAGUGUGAAGUGUGCGUCCUGGUGUUCUCCGUGACCGACAGGCGCAGUUUCCACCGCACGGCGCAGCUCCGUCUCCUCCUGAGAGAGACGCAGCCUCAGACUCCCAUAAUCCUCGUCGGGAACAAGAGCGACCUGGUCCGCUCGCGCGAGGUCACGGCUCAAGAGGCCGUGUCCAGCGCUGCCCUCUACAACUGCCUGUAUCUGGAGAUCUCCGCCUCCCUGGACCACCGCACGGAGGAGCUCCUGGACUCCGCCGUGCGACUAGCCAGAGGUCAGCCGCCGUGGCCCCCGGGAUCCAGCGCGGAGGACAUGUGCGGAGGAGGUCAGCGAGAGAGCAUCACCUCGCGUGCUAAACGCUUCCUCACCAGCCUGAUGCCCCGGUACCCACGCGAGAGGGAAGUGGGCAAGUUCCUGAGACAGAAGUCCCGCUCGUGCCACGACCUGGGGGCGCUGUGAUCGCACGCGGCGAGGAGGUUCAAUAGCUUAGCAGAAACAACUCGAGGUGAUGUAGUAAAGCAGCAGAAGGGAGGAGGGAGGGAGUGACGUGGCACUUAGAGGACAGAGAUGUAGGAUGUGAAUGGCAGAUGGGGGGGAUGUGCGUAAAUUUACCGGUGAAACCACAGAAAGGCAUCGCAGUAUGGUGUGAAGGAUCAUCCGGCGCACAGGAGAUGGGAAGAAACGAUAGCUAUCAUGUCAAACGGCAAAAUUUUGUACACAAGUUCAAAGAAAACAAGGAAAAUAUACUGGUGUAAAUAAGCUGUAGAUGUGAUACCUAACUGCCACAGCUUUAAAAGUGAAAUAAAUAGCUUUUUUUGAGUCUUCA
Poeciliopsis prolifica (blackstripe livebearer) is the source of this 1846-nucleotide messenger RNA. Its product is annotated as GTP-binding protein REM 2-like. The coding region runs from base 478 to 1479 and encodes 333 amino acids. The transcript has 5 exons. Gene Ontology annotation, molecular function: GTP binding; calcium channel regulator activity; GTPase activity. Lineage: Eukaryota; Metazoa; Chordata; Actinopteri; Cyprinodontiformes; Poeciliidae. The record is from RefSeq and is a predicted model, not a curated record. Gene Ontology annotation, cellular component: plasma membrane.